Messenger RNA from Arabis nemorensis, 1407 nucleotides. The record is from the annotation of a GenBank genome assembly. Lineage: Eukaryota; Viridiplantae; Streptophyta; Magnoliopsida; Brassicales; Brassicaceae.
AUGGAUUAUUCAGAUGAUGACAUGCUCGAGGAUAAUUAUCAUUACAGUGACGAUGAUGAUGUUAGAGAUUCCGAAUACAUGGACGAAGAAGAUUCCACAUCGAACCGUGCUCAAAUAGGUUACGUGGUUCUCAAGGAAGAAGACAUUCACAAGCAUCAAAGAGACGAUAUCGAACGAGUUUCAACGAUUCUUUCUAUAAGCCAAGCUGAAGCGAUCGUUCUGCUUCUUCACACUCAUUGGAGUGUUAGUAAAGUCGAAGAUGAAUGGUUUACAAAUGAAGAUAGAGUUCGUAGUCUCGUUGGUAUAUUGAAGGAGCAUGUGUUUGAAUAUAAUCAUUGUAGAGAAGUAAAUGUUGCAUGUGGAAUUUGCUUUGAAUCAUAUGCUCAAAAUGAAAUCUUAACGGUUUCUUGUGGUCAUCCUUAUUGUAUUACUUGUUGGACCGGUUAUAUCGCUGCGAAAAUCGACGAUGGUCCGGGUUGUUUGAUGGUUAAAUGUCCUGAGCCUUCUUGUUCUGCUGCAAUAGGUCAAGAUUUGAUCGAUAAGGUUACUAAUGAAAAAGACAAGGAUAAGUAUUAUAGCUUUUGUUGGAAUUGCACUGAAGACGCUCAUCGUCCGGUAGAUUGCGAAACGGUGUCAAAAUGGAUAUUUAAGAACAAUGAUGAAUCCGAGAACACGACUUGGAUACUUGGGAAUACGAAGCCUUGUCCUAAAUGCAAGCGUUAUAUCGAGAAGAACAUGGGAUGUAUGCAUAUGACAUGCUCAUCGCCUUGUAAGCAUGAGUUUUGUUGGCUUUGUCUUAGUGAUUGGCAGACGACGACACAGCAUAAUUGCAACAAAUUUGAUGAGGAUGAUGAGAAUGAAACUAAGAGAAAAAUGGCGAAAAAUGCGAGUGAGAGAUACAUGCAUUAUUAUGAAAGAUGGGCAAGCAAUCAAUCUUCGAGGCUAAAGGCGAUGGAAGAUCUAGAGAAAUUGCAAUCUGUGCAGCUUAAGGAGCUUAGUUACAAACAAGGCACGCCAGAAACUCAGCUUCAGUUCACCGUAGAGGCAUGGCUUCAGAUCAUUGAAUGUAGGAGGGUCUUGAAGUGGACAUUUGCAUAUGGAUACUACUUACCUAAUCACGAACAAGCCAAGAAACAAUUUUUCGAGUAUUUGCAAGGGGAGGCUGAAGCUGGUUUAGAGAGGCUUCAUCAUUGUGCAGAGUCAGAGUUGAAUCAUUUUGUAUCUAAUACUGAAGGAUCACCCAAAAAUUUCUCUGAUUUUCGGAACAAAUUAAUUGGUUUGACUAAAGUAACCAAAACCUACUUUGAAAAUCUUGUGAAAGCUUUGGAGAAUGGUCUUGCUGAUGUGAGCAAAUCACCAACAAACUCUGAAUCUUUUCUUGAAAAAGACAAUAAGAUUGUUAGAUAA